GUGCGCGGUUUGUUUUACGCCUGUGAAUUACGCGACCAAUCAGAUGCUCGGAAUCGCCGGGGGCGGGGCUUGUGCUUCACUAGCUCGGUCUCGUUCCCCCUGGAGCUCUGUGAGUCCGUGAGCAGGCCGGUCAUGGCGUCAUCUUCGGAGGAAAGCAGGUUUGUGGAUGAUCUGAAGAGGAGACGCGUGAACAUCAGUCUGAUCGAUACUCAGAUCAGCGGCGUGAUCCAGCGCGUGACUCAGAGGAGGAGCGUUCUUUUAGAGGACGUUUAUGAAGUGAAAAGCGGGCGGAAAUUCCCGGGCGUCAAGAUCAUUUUCGGACACGAAAUUCUUAAAGGUAAACUGCUGAAUUUCCCCAAUCCGGAGAAGCUUGCUCCUGAAGAAUCCCACACGCACUCCUUCAGGAAGAAGACUGCAGAUGAUGUUCUCGAGGACGGUGUGCAUUCUGUGCUGAUCGAUGAGCUUCAGGAGAAGUUUGGCCCUGCAGUUAUGCACAUCCAAGAACAGAAAGUUAUUGGCAUCAGUGCUGAAGUGUUUGGACCGACUGCACAAGAGAGACUUUGCUGGCUGCAGGUAGCCACUAAGAAGGUGGUGUAUCUGUUUGAUAUCCUCCUGCUCGGCGGACAAGCUUUUAAAAACGGCCUGUCCAUGAUCCUGGAGAAUCGGCACAUCCUGAAGGUGGUUCAUGACUGCCGCUGCAUCACUCGCUGUCUGAGAGAAGAGUUCAGAGUCCACCUCACCAACGUCUUUGACACACAGGUGGCUGAUCUCAUGCUCUUCUAUAACGAGACUGGAGGCUUCCUGCCGGACCGGGUCGGCUCUCUUCAGGAGGUGCUCAGACUCCACCUCAAGCUCCCCCCCGCUGACCUUUCACCCCUGUGCUCCAAAGAGCUCCAGCGCAAGGAGUGUCCGGAGCUGUGGUACAUCCGUCCGUCUCCACCGGCUCUGAUGACCGUCAUGAGCGCUUCUGUCCGUCAUCUUCUCCCGCUGCGCCUCGUGCUUCUGGACGCUCUGAUGUCAGAUUACACCAUUCUGGUAGAUGCAUAUAUGAGCAGCUACCACAACCAGUCUGUUCACAUUGAGCAGAGCGAGUGGACGCUGCCCGCUGAAGCUCAGGAGCUGUCGUCUGUGAGGCAGGAGCGGAUGGACUGGGCCACUGGACGAUACGAUCUGACCGAGGACGGCCUUCUCAAACGCUCCAGCUUCAACACACAGACCCACUCUACCUCCAACUCCAGAUGAAACUCUGGCCAUAGUUCAGUUAGUUAGGUUAAAAACCUGUGUUCAGUCUGAUACAGUUAGAAAAGCACUCUUGUUUUUGAGCAGUUUGUUGAAUUUAUUUGGC
Carassius carassius (crucian carp) is the source of this 1345-nucleotide messenger RNA. RefSeq names its product exonuclease 3'-5' domain containing 1 (gene exd1). The record is from RefSeq and is a predicted model, not a curated record. Lineage: Eukaryota; Metazoa; Chordata; Actinopteri; Cypriniformes; Cyprinidae. Gene Ontology annotation, molecular function: 3'-5' exonuclease activity; nucleic acid binding. Gene Ontology annotation, biological process: nucleobase-containing compound metabolic process. The transcript is spliced from 11 exons. The coding region runs from base 133 to 1242 and encodes 369 amino acids.